AUGUACAAGACUGGUAAUAACGACACUACACACUCAACUGGGUCUUUCCUACAGAGUGCCCCAGUAGAGCUGACCACUUUGAAAGGUUACGAGGAGUUCAUGGCUAAGCAAGAGAAGCACUACGGUAAGGAGAACAUGGGUAAGAUCACCACUAUCUUGAAAGAAGAGCCCACAGAGCCAGGAUACCUGCUUAGAGACGGUGAAGUCGUCGCCACUGUGCAAGGCGAGUUGAAAGCUCACCUGUUAAAGCAAACAGAAGGUAUGUAA
Messenger RNA from Nakaseomyces glabratus, 267 nucleotides. RefSeq lists its product as uncharacterized. NCBI's taxonomy places the organism in Eukaryota, Fungi, Ascomycota, Saccharomycetes, Saccharomycetales, Saccharomycetaceae. The record is from RefSeq and is a predicted model, not a curated record.